This is a messenger RNA of Laccaria bicolor S238N-H82, 957 nucleotides long. RefSeq lists its product as uncharacterized. The annotation marks the transcript as partial. Gene Ontology annotation, molecular function: ATP binding; protein kinase activity. Gene Ontology annotation, biological process: protein phosphorylation. NCBI's taxonomy places the organism in Eukaryota, Fungi, Basidiomycota, Agaricomycetes, Agaricales, Hydnangiaceae. The record is from RefSeq and is a predicted model, not a curated record. The transcript has 9 exons.
GUACAGGACCACCACCAGGAUCCAGAGGAGUUCUAUGUUAAACAGGAUAGGAUCGGGAAGGGUUCAUUUGGAGAAGUAUACAAAGGCUUCGACAAACGUACCCAGAAGACUGUCGCCAUUAAGAUCAUAGAUUUGGAGAGCGCAGAGGAUGAGAUUGAGGAUAUUCAGCAGGAAAUACAGAUCCUUUCUCAGCUGGAUUCACCACACGUUACAAAAUAUCAUGGAUCAUUUCUCAAAGGCUCCAAUCUUUGGAUUGUUAUGGAAUACUGUUCUGGCGGUUCUUGUUCUGACCUGAUGAAACCUGGCGUGUUCCGCGAAGAGUACAUUGCUAUCAUUGUUCGUGAAUUACUUCGCGGACUUGAGUACCUGCAUACCGAAGGGAAAUUGCAUCGUGACAUCAAAGCUGCCAAUAUUUUACUUUCCGCUGGCGGCGAGGUGAAAUUGGCAGAUUUCGGUGUCUCUGGUCAAUUGUCAGGGACACUCUCAGCUAAGAAGAAUACGUUUGUUGGGACGCCAUACUGGAUGUCUCCUGAAGUGAUCAAACAGAGCGGGUAUGAUCACAAGGCCGAUAUUUGGAGUCUGGGUAUAACUGCAAUUGAAUUGGCAAAGGGCGAACCGCCAUACGCCGAACUUCAUCCAAUGAAGGUACUUUUCCUCAUUCCGAAGAACCCACCUCCAACGUUAGACGGAAAUUUCUCAAAGCCAUUCCGAGAGUUUGUGGCGUACUGUUUGCAACGAGACCCGAGAGAGCGACCUACAGCACGCGAGUUGUUGAAACAUAAAUUUGUGCGAAUGGCCAAGAAAACGUCAUACCUGACGGAACUGAUCGAGCGACACGAACGGUGGAAAGCUGAAGGCGGAGAAAGAGCAGAAGAGGACGACCGAGAUUCCGACCCUGAGAUGUACUUCUCGACAAUCUGGUCUUUUCCUUCUGUAAUUGACCCCUUCUUGGUAUAG